Molecule: messenger RNA, 1653 nt
Organism: Tilletiopsis washingtonensis
Lineage: Eukaryota; Fungi; Basidiomycota; Exobasidiomycetes; Entylomatales
Product: ClpP/crotonase
Exons: 5
Coding region: 1-1653 (550 amino acids)
Biological process (GO): L-valine catabolic process
Cellular component (GO): mitochondrion
Molecular function (GO): 3-hydroxyisobutyryl-CoA hydrolase activity
Source: RefSeq, a predicted model, not a curated record
AUGCAGGCCUUCGGCCGUCCCGGCGGCCCGCGUCGUGACGCUUCUUCGUCGUCGUCUGCGCCAUCGCAGGCCGGCGUCGCCGUCGCACGCGAGGCGGCCACCGCCAGCACCACCGGCGGCGGCGAGGAUGGCAGCGAGCCCAAGGUCAAGCAGCUCGCUGCUGGCCCGGUGCGCACCAUCCUGCUCAACCGGCCAAAGGCGCUCAAUGCUCUCGACAUGGACAUGAUCCUGCUCAUCGCCGAUGCGCUGCAGACCUUCAGCAAGACGCCUGCGCCGGUCGUGCUGCUGCGCGGCGUCGGGCGUGCGCUCUGCUCCGGUGGCGACGUCAUGGCAGUCGUGAAGCAGGCGGCCGACGAGGACCCGGCGGUGCGGCAGCAGGCGCUGACCUUCUUCAAGGCCGAGUUUGAGCUCGACUACGCCAUCGCCACGCUCUUCCGCCGCACGGGCAAGACGUUCGUCUCGGUCAUGGACGGCAUCACCAUGGGCGGCGGUGUCGGCCUCUCGGUGCACGCACCCAUCCGCAUCGCGACGGAGAAGACGCUCUUCGCCAUGCCCGAGACGGGCAUCGGCUACUGGCCCGACGUCGGCGUCACGCGCCAGCUCGCGCGCCUCGACGGCAAGGUCGGCUUUUACCUUGGCAUUACUGGCGCGCGCAUCAGCGGCGAGGAGGCCUACAUUGCCGGCCUCGCGACGCACUACAUUCCCAGCUCGCUGCUGGCCGAGGCCCUCGAGCGCCUCGGCUCGCUCGGCCCCGACGCCAAGUCGGACUCCGUGUCCAACGUGCUCGACGAGUUCUCUGCCGACCCCUUCUCCGAGACGGAGGUGGCCAAGGGCCCGCAGAUUCUCGCGCAGUCAGCGCUGCUCGGCUCGCGCCGCGUGGCGCUCGACCACGUCUUCGGCCAGAAGAGCGCCGAGGGCAUCUUUGCUGCGCUCGAGCAGCUGGCCGCCGGUGCUGCCGAUUCCGAGGCUGCGGCCGAGCUCCGGACGCGCGGCGCCGAGCUCGACGAAGGCGUCGUGUCGUGGGCGCGCACCACGCUUGACGCGCUGCUCACCAAGUCGCCGCGCAGCAUCAAGGUCUCGCUGCGCGCCAUUGCCGCCGCACGGCAGCUCGAGGACGCCGAGGCGUUCCGUCUCGACAUGCGUCUCGCCACGGCCUUCUGCGACCUGGGCGCUGGACGCGACUUCCACACGGGCGUCAUGCACACGCUGGCGCGCGACCCGGAGACGGGCAAGCGACGCACGGGCGUGGCGCCGUGGGACGUGCGCAGCGUCGCCGACGUCAGCGACCAGCACAUCUCCGACCUCUUCUUUGGCGACCAGCAGGCGGCGCGCUCGGCCGGCAUGACGAUGGACGUGCCGCGCCUCGCCGGCCUGCCGCCGCCGAACGCGCUCUCGGCCGACGAGCAGCGUGCGCAGCGAAACAAGACCAAGGGUCUCCCGCCGCUCGGCUGGCAGGUCGGCCACAACAUGUUUGCGCUGCCCGCCGAGGCCGAGAUCGCCGCGCUCGUCAGCGGCUACCACCCGAGCAGCCCGCCGACGCAGCUCGAGCCCGAGGAGGUCGUUGCCGUGCUGCGCUCCGUCAAGGGCGACCGCCGCGGCCUCGACGGCAAGGUGCGCGAGUUCCUGCAGCGCAGCGGCGCCGCGUUCGCGUAG